UACUCUGCAGUCUGCACUCCCUGAACCCCUCCGCUUAAAUAUAAACCAAUCUCUCCCUCCAAUCUCCAUCGCCAUUUCUCCCUCUUCACAAUGGGAUCCUCUCUCCUCUUCCUCUUCAUUUCCUUCUUUGCCAUUGUCGGAGCUGAGGAUCCUUACCGCUUCUUCGACUGGAAUGUCACUUACGGCACUAUUUACCCCCUCGGCCUCCCCCAGCAGGGCAUUUUGAUUAAUGGCCAAUUUCCUGGCCCCGAUAUUCACUCUGUUACCAACGAUAAUAUCAUUAUCAAUGUCUUCAAUAGCUUGGAUGAGCCUUUUCUCCUCUCCUGGAAUGGGAUUCAACAGAGAAGGAACUCGUAUGAAGACGGUGUGUACGGAACAACUUGCCCCAUUCCUCCAGGGAAGAACUUCACUUACAUUCUUCAAAUGAAAGAUCAGAUCGGAAGUUUCUAUUACUUCCCUUCUCUUGGCUUCCAUAAGGCCGCCGGUGGUUUUGGUGGGAUCAGAAUUCUUAGCCGUCCUCGGAUUCCUGUUCCGUUCCCGGAUCCUGCCGGCGAUUAUACAGUCCUCAUCGGUGACUGGUACCAAGCUAAUCAUACGACGUUGAGGGCCCAAUUAGACAAUGGCUCAAUGCUUCCUCUCCCCGAUGGAAUCCUCAUCAAUGGUCGUGGACCCAAUAGAACUGCCUCAAUCAACGUGGAACAAGGAAAAACUUACAGGCUGAGGAUUUCAAACGUGGGACUUCAAAGUUCUCUAAACUUCCGAAUUCAAGGCCACAGAAUGAAGGUGGUGGAAGUUGAAGGCACCCAUACCCUCCAAACGGAAUUCUCUUCCCUUGACGUUCACGUAGGCCAAUCUUAUUCCGUUCUUGUCACUGCGGAUCAGCCCGCUCAGGACUUCUACAUUGUGGUUUCUUCUCGCUUUACUACUCCCAUCCUCACCACCACCGCUAUUCUCCGUUAUGCCAACUCCGCCGGCUCCGUCCAAGGGCCGCCUCCUGGUGGCCCAACUAUCCAAAUCGAUUGGUCCCUCAACCAAGCUCGAGCCAUCAGAACCAAUCUUACAGCCAGUGGGCCACGGCCGAACCCACAAGGGUCGUAUCACUAUGGUAUGAUAAACACGACCAGAACCAUUGUACUGUCGAACUCAGCCGGAAUUGUGAACGGGAAGCAAAGAUACGCCGUGAAUAGCGUGUCAUUUAUUCCAGCAGACACUCCGCUGAAGGUGGCAGACUUUUUCAAAAUAGGAGGAGUUUUCCGGGUGGGAAGCAUUUCCGACUGGCCAAACGGUGGAGGAAUCUAUCAAGACACCUCUGUUAUGGGCGCCGAUUACAGAGCUUUUGUCGAAAUCGUUUUUCAGAACAACGAAGACCUCAUUCAGAGCUGGCAUUUUGAUGGCUACUCCUUCUUCGUUGUUGGUAUGGAUGGAGGGCAAUGGACAUCGAAUAGCAGAAACCAAUACAAUCUACGAGACGCAAUUGCACGCUGUACUGUUCAGGUGUAUCCAAAGUCAUGGAGUGCAAUAUAUGUGGCGCUAGACAACGUUGGAAUGUGGAAUAUAAGGUCAGAAUUUUGGGCAAGGCAAUACUUAGGACAACAAUUUUACUUGAGAGUUUACACUCCAUCAACGUCAUUAAGAGAUGAGUACCCAAUUCCAAAGAAUGCUCUUCUUUGUGGAAGAGCCACUGGCAGAAGAACCAGGCCACUCUAAUUUCCCCAUUUAUCACCAUAUCAUUUACAUAAUCUUCUUCUUCCACCUCGGAAAGAAAAAAAAAAAAAAAAACCAUUGAUCAUUAUUGCUUCUCAAAAUUAAAAUGUCCUUAGCUCGAGGUCAUUUAUUUAUAAUUUUUUUCUUUAAUUUCUAUUCAUAGCAUUUCAUUGAAUUGAAUGUCCUUUCUUGAUCUU
Cucumis melo (muskmelon) is the source of this 1901-nucleotide messenger RNA. Its product is annotated as L-ascorbate oxidase homolog. The transcript is spliced from 8 exons. NCBI's taxonomy places the organism in Eukaryota, Viridiplantae, Streptophyta, Magnoliopsida, Cucurbitales, Cucurbitaceae. Gene Ontology annotation, molecular function: copper ion binding; oxidoreductase activity. The record is from RefSeq and is a predicted model, not a curated record. Bases 91 to 1707 code for a protein of 538 amino acids.